Didymodactylos carnosus is the source of this 389-nucleotide messenger RNA. The record is from the annotation of a GenBank genome assembly. Lineage: Eukaryota; Metazoa; Rotifera; Eurotatoria; Philodinida; Philodinidae.
AUGGAUCGCAGUAAUUAUCGAGUUCAAAGAUGGACACCAAAUGCCGUCAGUGGAACAGUGGUCGCAGGAGGCAAUGGUAUAGCUAACACUUUAACACAGUUUGGUGCCAGUUAUUCAAUUUACGUUGAUGUCAACAUGACUGUAUACAUAUCCGAUUAUUCAUAUCAUCGAGUGGUAAAAUGGGUAUCAGGUGCCCCCAAUUGUACGGUAGUAGCAGGAGGGAAUGGCGCCGGCAGUUCAUUAACACAAUUGUACAAUCCAAUCGGUAUAACUGUCGAUCCAACAACAGGUAACGUGUAUGUUGCCGAUUCCACCAAUCAUAGAAUCCAACGAUGGUCACCUGGCGCAUCGCAAGGAGUGAUGGUGGCCGGUCAAACUAGUGUUUCAGG